Bolinopsis microptera is the source of this 3235-nucleotide messenger RNA. RefSeq lists its product as uncharacterized. The record is from RefSeq and is a predicted model, not a curated record. Lineage: Eukaryota; Metazoa; Ctenophora; Tentaculata; Lobata; Bolinopsidae. Gene Ontology annotation, molecular function: protein binding. The transcript is spliced from 20 exons. The coding region runs from base 93 to 2918 and encodes 941 amino acids.
UUUCUUCGUUCUGAUUUAUGCUUGCUACAUCUUAAUAUUGCUUAGUAUUUCUUUUUGUUGCAGUGCAGUUGUGUGUAGCGAACGUAUGUACGAUGGAUCUUACUACAAUUAAACGUGACGAGACACAUGCUGAUCAUCUCCGACAAGCCUAUGGGUUUGAUAUAGAGCAGUUGCAGGAGAAGGUUAUAAUCUACCCGGUGGGAGUUGAGGAUCUUGAUUAUGAAGGAUGGAGUACUUUCCACCAUGCAGCAGCUGCUAAUGAUACUGAGAUAUUGGAAGACGUGAUAAACCAAGAUGGUUUCUGUCAUCUUGAGUCCAGAACAGACAUAUCAGAUGGCUGCAACAUGACACCUCUACUUUGUGCGGUUAAAGGCAACGCUGUGGAAACCUUUAAUAUACUCAUAUCAAAUGGUGCUGAUAUUGCAGCUAAAGAUCUGAAUGGUCAUGGCGUAGUGGAAGUGGCGGUGUCGUUUGCUAGCAUCGAUGUCUUUGAGCAUCUUCUUGUGCAUAGAUACGAGCUAAAAGAUCUUGAUGUAUGGCAGGGGCUACUCUCCAUGCUCUUCACGAGGGACGGAGAAGAGACAAAAGCAAACACUGACUUCAGACACUCUGCUUUACAGAUGACUGAGAUCUUAAUGAACCGGGAACCGCGUUAUGUUGAGAGCUUUAUACAAAAGGGAGGGUUGGGCUCCAUUAGAGAUUUGUCGGCAGCCUGUGCUGAUAGAAAGAGAAUGAAGUUGGAUAAGGAGGCAGUCACUGAAUAUAGCAAGCUCAAGCUGAUAGAACAGGAGGAGCAAGAGGAAAGAUUAGACCAGGUGUAUUUAAGAACUUUAAAGACAUUGGAAGGGAUUCUGAAACAAAUGACAGUGGAGCAAGGGAAGAUUCUGUCUUCUCACUACAAAGAGAUUAUCAUGUCUCUUGUAAGGAUCAUGAAUAAAGGAAGUACAGAUGUUGAGUCCCAAGAGGAGUCCCAGUUGGCAGGGCAAUGUCUGCAGCUGAUAGCUGGAGCAGAUGAGUGGGGUGUGGUCUGUCUUGCUAAGAGUUGUACUAUUACCCAGAUACUGAGGAGUAUUCUGUUAGAUCCGUACUCUCUCAUACAGUUCCAGAUCAUCAAGACAGCCUAUAGCGAGAAUCCGACGACGUUACUGGACAACAUAUCGUCCUCUGAAAUAGAAGUUAUGCUAACCAUUAUGGAAACAGAAAAACGAACAGAUAUUAAGAAGUUUUUCAUUUCUCUUCUGAAAGAUUUCUUUAAAAGCGGAAAGUCAAAGCACCACUUGUACGGGGAUAGUGGGAUUGAAACUUUACUAUCAGGACUGGAUGGACCAGAUACUGAAGCAACAGCUAUCAGCCUGGAUCUACUGUUACUGAUAGCAGGUGACGAGGCAGGAGUACAGGCUAUAUUCAAGUCAGCCAACAGUUUUACAUACUUAGUUAACAGGGUCAUCCUGGAAACUGAAGACAGGUUUGAUAAGUGCAUAAAGCUUCUGUGGAAGUUGAUCCAAAGUUUCAGCAACCUCCAAGAUUCAGUGAAAGUCAUUGAAAACAUCGGAAUGACGACAGUUAUCAGGAUGCUGGAUAGUCACGAUAGUGAGAUCGUGUGUAUUGCUUGUGAAGCUGUCAGAAUACUGCUCAACUCUGAUAAACACGACUACAGGGGUGACUUAGUGAGGAGAGAAGUGCACGUUAAGCUGGUGAAGCUGCUGUCAGGGUUCUCUACAGGUCACGUGUUAUACUGUGUGAUGACGUCACUAGCCUCCCUUGCUAUCUCCUGGUCCUCCCUGCACCCCGUACCAGCUGUUCAGAAUUGUGUUCUGCAGCACGACUGCCUGGGUAAGCUAGUCCAGAUCGCACACACCAGCAAGCUCAACAGUUCUAACCUGCAGAGCGCUGCAUUCCUCCUCAUUGCUGCUACUUUACUCGGGAAUCCGAUAACAGAAAAACGGUUAUCAGAACUAGAUAUUGACAUAGAGGGUGAACUUUUGAAACAGAGUAAACAUAACGAACAAUCAAUGCAGAACGCAAUAAGAGCUAUCAGCAUGUUCAGAUACCACGCCUUACUUAUGGACAAUGAUAAGUACAGGUUCAGAUGCCGGUUUGAGAAUGACACUACCGUUUCUCUAUUCAAUAUAAUCCUGGGAAAUUUAUCCAGCAAAGACAAAACAUCAAAGAUAAUGGAAAUGUUAGAACACCCCGACAUAGAAGCCUAUAUUUCCAUAGCUACACUGAGCAAGCUGAAAUCGUGUGCUGAUGACGUAGUGAAACACGGAAUUGACUUUUUAACAAAAGCUCUAUACGAAGGGAGUCUUAGAGUUCAGGAGUCAGCUGCCACUGCUAUCGCAUCUUUAUCUUAUACCAAGUCAGGAGUAAGCCAGCUACUGGUUGAAACCCACGAGGACGUUGCCCUCUUGGAGGAAGUGACCCGACUCAGUCCUAAUGUGCCUGUUUCAGACGCUCUGGUGUCCGCUGUGCAGGGUAAUUCUAUCAGGGAACACAGGAGAAGGGUUCUCAGUAAGACUAACCCUGAAAAGAGUACCAAACUUCCAGAUAUCUCAAGGUCUAAGAGUAUCGUGAUGACGUCAUCAGGUUCAACAUCCCCGAACAAGGGAAUGAGGGAGGGAUCUAAGACACCCGUCCCUGGAGACAAAAUGCUUUCGAAGGUAGAUACAGUGAAAUACGAAGAUAUAACGAGACUGGGACUGAGCCGUCCUUACUCCAAAGUAGCUCCCCUCCCCCGACUGCUAGUGGAACAGAACUCCGGGUUCAAGCCUCAAGAUCCCAAGCUGUACACAACCGUUGAUAGAAUCUACAAAAAGCUGUAUCUAAGACCCGCAACCAGUGAGAAAAGUAGACCAGCAACAGAAAGUGGGAAGAGGAACAGAGCGCAGCUGGCUAGAAGUCUUUCCUACGUUUUCUGAGUGGGAUUCUGCGAAUAGAAAUCGGAAAUUUGUUAUUUUUAGUGUGAUUUGAGACAACAUCUAAUUUGCUCCUUCAUUAAAAAAUGUAUCAUUUAAAAACCAUUCCAACAUUCUCUUUGAAUCACCCUGUAAAAUGCUAAAUUGUAGUCUCGAUUUAGUUUAAUAUUGAACUGAUUUUGUUUGUGAGAUUUAACAAUUACGGUUGAUGAAAAUGGAAUUAAUGUUUAUUAAGUGAAAAAAUAAACGGUCACAUUAUUAAUAGCCUUGCUUAAUAGUAAAAUCUUAUUUAUUCAUCAAACUCAAAAUUGCUUCGUAUA